This is a messenger RNA of Ochotona princeps (American pika), 3717 nucleotides long. It is a transcript of the gene MYO19, whose product is annotated as myosin XIX. The record is from RefSeq and is a predicted model, not a curated record. Gene Ontology annotation, molecular function: ATP binding; microfilament motor activity; actin filament binding. Bases 665 to 3541 code for a protein of 958 amino acids. NCBI's taxonomy places the organism in Eukaryota, Metazoa, Chordata, Mammalia, Lagomorpha, Ochotonidae. Gene Ontology annotation, cellular component: cytoplasm; myosin complex; actin cytoskeleton. Gene Ontology annotation, biological process: actin filament organization; vesicle transport along actin filament. The transcript is spliced from 25 exons.
CCCGCGCAGUGGCCGCCCGUUCCCUACAGGCCGCCGCCUCCUCCCCGCUGUCCGGCUUGGGACUCAAAAAGCCCGGGUUCUUGCGGGAGCCGGCUUCGGGCUGGCCCCUGACGGGGCCCGUCUGUCGCCUCACAGCACUCCCCUUCAGGGUAAUGGGGUCUGAGGGACAUGCGCCACAUUCGGCCGCGACGAGCUCCUCUGAAAGAACCCGCGGCCCGAACAACACUGUGGCUUCCCAGACAACGCAGAAGGCUGCCGAGUCACCCUUAUCUUAACGCUAGAGAAGCCGUUUCCUCCGGGACGGAGCCCGCCAGCCGGCUCCGGCGCGUCCCGGGUGGGCCACGUGCGCCCGGCUCCGCGUGUUCGCGCCCCGCCCCGGGGGAGGAGCCGGCCGCCGGCCCCGGGUCUCGGCUGAGCCAGGCUGGCCGCGGCUCGCCGGUUCCCGCGCUCCUGUCCCAGGCGCUCCCGCCCCUUCCCAGGGCCGCCCAGCCUCUUCCCGCCGCCUCACGCGGCCCGCCCGUGGGCUGUGCGCUCGGCUGCCUGCGCCGUGGGACCGAAAUGCUUGGCUGGUAACCACAAAGCAGACAGGAGCUGGAGCUGAAGCUGAAAGAACUGGAGAAAACUGCUUUCAUCUGACUUGACUUCGGCUGGAAACUGCCACUGCAUGGUUAAUGGCCGCAGUCCAGGCUUUGGUGCUCAAGGCAUGGAAUCCCUCAGUGAAGACCUGUGGGAGUUCCUGGGUGGGGAGGCUCCACUGCAUCAGCUGGACGACCUCACUAAAGUGAAUCCGGUGACACUGGAGACAGUCCUGAGGUGCCUGCAGGCCCGGUACUCGGCAGACACAUUCUACACCAAUGCUGGCUGCACCCUAGUGGCUCUGAACCCCUUCAAGCCUGUCCCUGAGCUCUACACGCCACAACUGAUGAGAGAGUACCACACCGCACCACAGCCCCAGAAGCUAAAGCCUCACAUCUUCACUGUGGGUGAACAGACCUACAGGAAUGUCAAGAGCCUGAUUGAGCCUGUCAACCAGUCAAUUGUUGUCAGUGGAGAGAGUGGUGCUGGAAAGACAUGGACGUCUCGCUGCCUGAUGAAAUUCUAUGCUGUGGUGGCCACCUCACCGACAUCCUGGGAGAGCCACAAGAUUGCAGAGAGGAUCGAACAGCGGAUUCUCAACUCCAAUCCUGUUAUGGAAGCUUUCGGGAACGCGUGCACACUGAGGAAUAGCAACAGCAGUCGCUUUGGGAAGUUCAUCCAGCUCCAGCUGAACAGUGCCCAGCAGAUGACUGGAGCUGCAGUCCAGACCUAUCUCCUAGAGAAAACUCGAGUGUCCUCCCAGGCUUCCAGCGAGAGGAACUUCCACAUCUUCUAUCAGAUCUGCAAAGGAGCCAGUGAGGAUGAGAGGGUUCGCUGGCACCUCCCCAAAGGAGCUGCCUUUUCCUGGCUGCCUAAUCUGGACAGGACCUUGGAAGAGGAUUGCUUCGAGGUGACCCGGGAAGCCAUGCUGCAUUUGGGCAUCAACACCUCCACCCAGAACAACAUCUUUCAGGUCCUAGCUGGGCUGCUGCACCUUGGCAAUAUCUUGUUUGCUGACUCAGAGGAUGAAGCCCAGACCUGCCGCCUGAUGGACAGUGACAAAUGCCCCAUCAGGACGUCAGCCUUGCUGCUGCAACUCCCCGAGGACACACUGCUGGAGACCCUGCGGAUUAGGACCAUCAGGGCAGGCAGGCAGAGGCAGGUGUUCCAGAAGCCCUGCUCCCGAGCCGAGUGCGACACCCGCAGAGACUGUCUGGCCAAGCUGGUCUACUCCCGGCUCUUUGACUGGCUGGUGUCGGUGAUCAACAGCAGCAUCUGCGCAGACCCUGACUCCUGGACCACUUUUAUAGGCCUGCUGGACGUGUACGGGUUUGAGUCAUUUCCUCACAACAGUCUGGAACAGUUGUGCAUCAAUUACACCAAUGAGAAGCUGCAGCAGCACUUUGUGGCCCACUACCUAAGAGCUCAGCAGGAAGAAUAUGCACUGGAGGGACUGGAGUGGUCAUUUGUCAACUACCGGGACAACCAGACAUGCUUGGAUCUCAUCGAGGGGAGCCCCAUCAGCAUCUGCUCCCUCAUAAAUGAGGAGUGCCGCUUGAAUCGUCCAAGCAGUGCGGCCCAACUCCAGACGCGCAUUGAGAGUGCCCUGGCAGGAAGUCCCUGCCUGGGCCACGACAAGCUCAGCCGGGAGCCCAGCUUCAUUGUGAUGCAUUACGCGGGGCCUGUGCGGUACCACACAGCAGGCCUGGUAGAGAAGAACAAGGACUCUGUUCCCCCUGAGCUGAAUAAACUCCUGCAACAAUCCCAGGACCUCUUGCUCCGGGUACUGUUUCCUCCUGACCCUGAAGAGAAGACCCAGGAGGAGCCCUCAGGCCAGGGCAGGGCCCCAGCAUUGACUGUGGUAUCCAAAUUCAAGGCCUCUCUGGAGCAGCUCCUGCAGGUCCUGCACAGCACUACCCCACACUACAUUCGCUGUAUCAAGCCCAACAGCCAGGGCCAGGCACAGACCUUCCUCCAGGAAGAGGUCCUGAGCCAGCUGGAGGCUUGUGGCCUGGUGGAGACCAUCCACAUCAGUGCGGCUGGCUUCCCCAUUCGGAUCUCUCACCAGAACUUUGUGGAAAGAUAUGGGUUACUGAGAAGGCUCUGUCCUCGUACAUCCUCAGGCCUCCACAGCCCAGAUCCUGCCAAGGGGCGCUCUGAACAGACCCCACAGGCAGAGUCGGCCAUGCUGCUGUCUCUGCUCCAGGACAUUCUCCAUAUCCUGCCAGCUCUAACUCAGAUGGCGGCCACAGCUGUCCAGCCUGCCGAUGCCAUGGCAGCUUCAGUGCACUGCGGCAAGACCAAGGUGUUCAUGACCAACUCCGUGCUGGAGCUUCUGGAACAUAGGCGUGUCCAGGUGCUAGAGCAAUGUGCCCGCUGCAUCCAGCGUGGCUGGAAGCGCCACCAGCACCGAAAGCAGGAGCGGCAAAGGCAGGCCGCUGUGCGCAUUCAGGCAGCUGCUCGUUCCUGGUUAACUCGGAAACACAUCCAGAGGCUGCACAAAGCUGCCACGAUCAUCAAGCACGCAUGGCGGCAGUGGAGAAUGAGAAUGGCCUUUCUUGUGUCUGAAGAACUGGAUGGUGUAGAAGAAAAAUACUUGGCUGUGGCUCCCCCAUCCCGGAGCGUCUCCUUACUGCACCCAGAGCAGCCCAAGCUCCAGGGGGCAAUUGUCCGCUUCUGGCCCCUCGGACUGGUCCUGGCUAACGCGUGUGUGGGUGUCCAUGGCCUUCAGAGGAAACUAGUGGUCUGUGCUUGCCUUCAGCUUCCCAGAGGCAGCCCCCGUGGCUACACUAUCCAGACAGCACAAGACCAGGCUGGGGUCACAUCCAUCCGAGCACUGCCUCAGGGCCCGAUAAAGUUUCACUGCAAGAAGUCUCCCCUGCGCCAUGCUGACAUCUGCCCCGAGCCUCGGCCCUGCCAUGUUACUGGCUUUAAUCAGAUUCUGCUGGACAGACACAGGCCAUGACCUCUUCUCAGCCUCGUCCCUCGCCUGGCCAGGUGAUCCUAGGUGCCUUUGUUUCUGCAGGGUUCCUGCCAACUGCCUUGCCAAAGACAUCGAAACCACAGACAGCUGCCAAACUACUCCCACAGCAGCUCCAUUCACAGCUGUGGCCAGCAAAGCCAGGGCCCCACAGGCCUCCC